This is a messenger RNA of Lactuca virosa, 2234 nucleotides long. NCBI's taxonomy places the organism in Eukaryota, Viridiplantae, Streptophyta, Magnoliopsida, Asterales, Asteraceae. The record is from the annotation of a GenBank genome assembly.
CACCUUUUCUGUGCAAAUCAAAUUACCCGCUGAGUUGACCCAUUCGAAAGUGCCUUCUCGUUCUCAAUGUCUAACCCUAUGCCGGUGAACAUAAUCUCCGACGACGACACAACCCCACUUCAGUUUAAAUCCAAGAAGCAAAGAAUUAGUUUUGAUUCGAACGCUACAACAGUCUUCAUUAUCGAUGACGACCCAACUCCUCGCAAGCCAUCGCCAAGUCCCACCGCUACUUCGACGCCUUCAGUCGUACCCGAGACGCCCUCAGUUGCACCGGAGACGCCUUCAGUUGUACCAGAGACGCCCAUGGUGGAAUCCCCGAAAUCAUAUGUUCCAAUAGUCAGAUGCACCAAUGCUGUGUCGGAUCCCCAACCCAGAUUCUCUUCAUCUCCCAAUCCUAAGCCCUCUGGAUUGAUAUGUUUAGAAUCUGAUGAGGAAUAUGAAGGGUUUGGGAGCUUUCAUGAAAAACUCAAUGAGCCGAAAUCACUUACUCUAGAAGUGGAAAACAAUUUAGAAAUGCCUUCUACAUGUUCAAAAUCCUCUAUGUUACAUGAUAGCUCUUGUUUAUCACCUAUGUUAGAAGAACUACCUCAGGUUUCUGAUCAUUUUGGAGAAGAAGAUGAUAUUCAGGAUCCAACAAGUGAAACAAAGGGUAAUAAUGUAAAUAAGAAAGGAAAGACAAGUGAAGAAGAAAAAGAUCAUUUGAUGAAUGAAAAGAAACAACAAAAGGAGGAAUCUUUCAAAGGAUAUGUUCCAUUAGUGAGAUGCAACAAUUCUAUUCCAUCUUUCAAUCCUAAGCCCUCUGGAUUGAUAUGUUUAGAAUCUGAUGAUGAAUCCGAAGAAUUUGGAAACUUCCCUGAAAAAUUAAAAGAAUCCACAUCACUUCCAUGUCCAAAAUCCUCAAUCUUACAAGACAACUCUUGUUUCCCAUAUAUGUUAGAAGAUGAACCACCUCAGGUCUCCAGUCUUUCUGGAGAAGAAGAUGAUAUUGAGAAUUCGACAAUUAAAAACAUUAGUCCAAAAGGUAAAAAAACAAAGGGUAAUAAUGUAAAUAAGAAAAGGAGUAAUGGCGGAGUUACUAAGGAAGAAAAAGCUCGUUUGAUGAAUGAAAAGAAACAACAAAAGGAGCAAGAGAAGCUACAAAAAUUAGCUCUCAAGGCACAAGCUGCAGAGAUGAAGAAAAUGCAAAAAGAAAUUCAAAGUUAUGAAAAAGGAAAGUUUGCUCAAAAAUCCAUUGUAGCAAACAUCGACACUAAAGUAAUAGAACAAGGCUCAAUUGGAGGACAACUGCUUACACGGUUUGCUGAAAAAGGAAUUCAAUAUCAUAUCACUUCAAAUGCUGUUGAAAAGUCGAUUAUUUGGAACAUGUCUGUUCCAGAACACAUCACACAUGCGUUGACUCGUGGGACUGAAAUCCCAUAUGUUUUGGUGAUUUUUGAGGCUGAAGAGUUUUGCAAACUUGUGAUGGAUGAAUCUUUGUUUAUGGAUCAUGUGACACGUGUUCAAUCCAUGUAUCCAUCUCAUACCAUUUGUUACCUCACAAAUAGACUUAAUUCCUAUAUCAACAAGAGGGAACAAGAACACUACAAGAACCCUGGAAAUCAUAGUGGGUGGAGGCGUCCACCUGUGGAACAGAUGUUGUCAAAUUUAACAACACACUUUGUUGGAGUACAUUCAAGAUUAUGCACAGAUGAAUCCGAAUUAGCUGAACAUGUUACAGGUCUAACAUCCAGCCUCGCCUCUUGCCAGUUUAGGAAGAAGCUUACGCGUUUAUCGGUCAAUGCUAAUAAUGGUACCCUUAUUCCCAAAGAUGCUGACCGAUUUCUAAUAAAAAAGAACAUUUGGUUAAAAGCAUUAAUAGCAAUUCCAAAGGUACAACCACGUGCUGCCAUAGCAAUAUGGAAGAAGUAUCCAACCAUGAAGUCACUCUUGACUGUGUAUAUGGAUCCAACAAAAUCGGAGCACGAGAAAGAGUUUUUACUUGAGAAUUUGAAAACGGAAGGAGUGGUUGGAGAUAACAGAAGAUUAGGAGAGAUUUGUUCCAAAAGAAUUUAUCGGAUAUUAAUGGCUGAACGUGGGUCCACCAAAACCGAUGAUGUGGAAAAUGGUGCUGAUUUUUUUAGCCCUCAAUCAUCACAAAAAGUAAAAACUAUGUUUUAAGCAAAUGUAUCUCUGGGUUUGUUAUGUUUGUAUCUAUAUGUGAAUUCUAUGUCCCAUUCAAGAAAAUUAGUGUUGGU